This is a messenger RNA of Trichoplusia ni (cabbage looper), 1142 nucleotides long. RefSeq names its product tRNA (guanine(10)-N2)-methyltransferase homolog. The record is from RefSeq and is a predicted model, not a curated record. Lineage: Eukaryota; Metazoa; Arthropoda; Insecta; Lepidoptera; Noctuidae. Gene Ontology annotation, biological process: methylation. Gene Ontology annotation, molecular function: nucleic acid binding. Gene Ontology annotation, cellular component: cytoplasm.
UGUAUAGAACUAUGGUCUAUGGCAAAAACCGAAGCGCAGUUACAUUCAAACUUAAGAAAUUCCCUCAAAAACUCAACAGGGAGUUGGGUGGUUGGUGAAAAUGGUGUUAGUGGAAGCUGUGAUACACAUUUAUGUCCUAAAGAACUAAUAGAAGCGUGUUGUUCUCCUAAGAAAUCUUUUAAAGUAGAAGUCGAAACUUUCUGCAAACAUUUUACUUUAAAAGAAAAAGUUCAGAAAAUUGAGUCAUUUGAGUACUUACCUCUAGAAGGGCCGGUGAAGCUAAACAAACCUGAUAUAACCCUAGCUUACCUGGAGUUCUAUGGUGAUGACCCCAACAAUGUGCCUGAUCAACCAUAUGAUGUCUUCUUUGGAAAAUGGAUAGUAGACGGGCAGCGCGACCUCAUCCAGUACCACUCGCUGAAGAAGCGGCACUUCAUAGGCAACACUAGUAUGGACGCGCAGCUCUCCCUGCUCAUGUCUAACCAGGCGCAAGUGAAGACGGGAGACAUUGUACUCGACCCCUUUGUUGGGUCGGGAUCUCUGCUGGUGUCUGCUGCUCAUUUUGGAGCUUACGUGUGGGGCUCCGACAUCGACUUCAUGAUGCUGCACGGGCGCACGCGGCCAACUCGAGUCGGACAAAAGAUGCGUGCCAAAGAGGAGAGCGUUAGGGGUAACAUGAGGCAAUACGGAACUGAAUCUUCUUACCUAGACGUGUUAGUGAGUGAUUUCUCACUACCGUUAUGGAAACAAGGAUUCAAGUUCGACGCAAUUGUCACGGAUCCGCCCUACGGCGUCAGACCCACAGAGAAGAUAGGCAUCGAGCGUGAUAACUACAAGCUCUCCGACGAGCACCUGGUCAACCACAUCCCCUCGAAGGUGGAGUACGGGCUGCAGCAGCUGUACGGAGACCUGCUGAACUUUGCCGCGACACAUCUCGAGAUCGGAAGGAGAUUGGUCUGCUGGUAUCCGCUUGUUAGGGAAGAUUACCAUGAAGACCAGUUACCGUCGCACCCGUGCCUGUCGCUCGUGGCCAACUCCGAGCAGGUGUUGUCCAAGCUGACGGCGCGGAGACUGCUGACCUACGAGAAGGUGCAUGACGACGUGCCCCAGCCAGCCGCUCGAUACUAACGGGGGUCGCAUAA